AUGGCAGCGGCUCAUGCUGUGUGCUUGGAGAGAGGGCACUCUUCCAUAUCUGUGAGCCAGAGUGAGCAGAGUCUGGAAUUUGAGCCCCAGUGCAGUUCUGUAGAGCAACCUGCCUCGGAAAUACUCCCCAGAGAUGCUGGUGAUGCUGAGCAGUGCUUGGAGAGAGGGCACUCUUCCAUAUCUGUGAGCCAGAGUGAGCAGAGUCUGGAACUUGAGCCCCAGUGCAGUUCUGUAGAGCAACCUGCCUCGGAAAUACUCCCCAGAGAUGCUGGUGAUACUGAGCAGUGCUUGGAGAGAGGGCACUCUUCCAUAUCUGUGAGCCAGAGUGAGCAGAGCCUGGAAUUUGAGCCCCAGUGCAGUUCUGUAGAGCAACCUGCCUCGGAAAUACUCCCCAAAGAUGCUGGUGAUACUGAGCAGUGUCCUAAACACCGUUUGGUGUGUGGUGAUAUGUCUGCUUUUGACAAAUGCAUUCACUGCCUGGGACCUUUCGCCUCUUUGAAAUGGAUGGGGUUCAAAUGCAAAGAUUGUCCAGGACUCUGGCAUCUAACCUGCUACAGACGGAUGAUGGGUCAAGACUCAUCAGACCUCAUUGAUUCUAUGAGCUCUGGAAGCGAGUAUGUGCCGGACUCUGAGUCCGGGGAUUCCGAUUCUGAUUCAACCCAGGAGGCCGUUUUCAGCCAACACUUUUCAAGUGGAAUGUGGAAGAUUCUGAGCUCCAUAAAGGUGGAUGAAAUUGGCCUGACUUUGAGAAAUGACCUCUCCAUUGUGCACUUUGCCCAGUCACUUUACAACAGACACGGACAAGACCCCACAAAACAUGAGUACAUGCGACAGAAGCUCCGUGAAGUGGGAAGGCUGCUAGUCUGUCUGCGCCACGACUUCUCAAUACACAGCCUGGAGGAAGCUAUCAAGCCAUGUAACUUUCAGAAUGUUGUUCAGGCAGUUCAGAAAGUUGCUGGCUUUGAUGAAGAAAAGCUGUCCUAUCGUACACCAAGCCUGGCUCUGAAGCUGGGGCACACACUAAACAAGAUCUGCAACAUCAUUCAGUGUCGAGCUCUGAUGGCAGAGGAUGACAGGCUGGUUAAGUCAGCUGAAACAUUCAGUAAACUGUACACCUCCAAGUGGUGUGAGCUGGUGUCCCAUAGUGCUCUUAAUACGCUGAGUACGCUGAAGUAUAAUAAACCAUCAACACUGCCCUUCACAGAGGACGUUCGGACACUACACCAGUACCUGCAGAAGUCUGCAGACGCUGCUGUUGGCAGCUUGACGGAGGAAGCUACAUCCAAGACCUAUGCUGAGCUUAGUAAAGUUAUUUUAGCUCAAAUCAUUCUAUUCAAUCGUAGACGUGCUGGGGAAGUGUCAAAAAUGCUUCUCAAAAGUUUUGAGGAACGGGACAGAACAAAGCUUCACCAAGAUGUUGCCAUGGCCCUGUCCAAGCUGGAGCAGCAGCUGUGCAGCUACUUCACUAGAGUGGAAAUUGUUGGGAAGAGGGGGAGGAAGGUGGUUGUUCUUCUUACACCGUGUAUGGUGGAUGCCCUGUCACUACUGACAAGUAAAAGAAAGGAAUGCGGCGUCCAUGUCAACAAUAUUUUCUUGUUUGGAAGACCUCAAGCGCUGAGCCACUACAGAGGACAGGACUGCCUGCGGGUUUAUGCAAGCCAGUGUGGAGCAAAGCACCCAGAGCUCCUCAGGUCCACCCAGCUGAGGAAGCACGUUGCAACACUCUCUCAGAUCCUGAAUCUGAAAAACAAUGAACUUGACCAGGUUGCAGAUUUCCUUGGACACGACAUCCGUGUCCAUCGGGACUUCUAUAGGUUGCCAGUCCCAACCAUGCAGUUGGCAAAGAUUUCCAAAUUGCUAUUAUCCAUGGAAAAAGGAAAUCUUUCUGGCCUGCAAGGGAAGUCCCUGGAUGAAAUUCAGAUUGAAGAUGAGAUAUCAUUCAGUGACACUGAAGCUAAGGACAGUGGCAGUGACUCUGAGGACAGUAGCACAGAGGCUAAGGAACCACAACUUGAGGACAUGGAAAGUCUGGGUCAAUCCUCAGGCUGUCCCAUCGUGGAGCUGUCGCAGAACUCUGAGGACAGUAAGUAA
This is a messenger RNA of Knipowitschia caucasica, 2091 nucleotides long. Lineage: Eukaryota; Metazoa; Chordata; Actinopteri; Gobiiformes; Gobiidae. The record is from the annotation of a GenBank genome assembly.